AUGACAUUAUUGCUUGUGCUUUUGUGCUCCACAGACUUCCUCUCAUCAGCUACUGUAGUUCAAACCAAUGUCCUGAAGACCUUUUCUGCAGGUGAAAAAGUAACUUUAGAGUGUACUAUAUCGCAAAGCCAUGAAAACUACUUCUCCUGGUUCAAGCAAACUCUAGGAGAAGCUCUAAUGUGCAUCCUCAGUCUGUAUGCUGACACUUCAAAUGCAACAUUUAUUGGAGACUUUAAGAAGGACAAAAGACUAACAGCUCAAAAGACAGGGGGUCAUUUUGCUUUAAUUAUACAAGAUGCAAAGCCAUCGGAUACUGGAAUCUAUUACUGUGGUGCUCGUGACUAUGAUCUAAUCACUCUUAGUAAUGGACUGUUUUUAAAUUAUGAAGGGGCAAAUCAAAGACAGCAUCAUUAUAUCAAGCAAUCUUUAUCUGCAUCGGGCUUGGGUACUCCAAAUGAGCAUGAGUUUAACCCAGGAGACUCUGUGAAUUUACACUGUUCUGUCCUCACUACGAGAUGCUUUGAAAAUCACAGUGUCUACUGGUUUAGACAUGCAUUGGGAGAUACUCAACCAGGAAUCAUUUACACGCAUGAAAACAGAAAUAAUCAGUGUCAGAAAAGCUCUCAGAAAGAUUCCCAUAUACAGACUUGCAUGUACAAUCUCCCCAAGAGGAACCUCCAUUUAACUGAUGCUGGUACUUACCACUGUGCUGUAGCCAUGUGUGGGGAGAUACUGUUUGGGAAUGGAAGUAAACUUGACAUUAGAGAUGCAAAGUCCACCUGGCCUGACUUUAAGGUACUAGCUUUGGCUGCAUCAAAUAUAUUGUGCUUGGUGUUCAUCGCUGUACUUCUAUGUAGAAGAGCGGCAAAAAGAAAAGAAACUCUUUCUGAAACCACCCAGCCAUUACAUUCAACACUGUCUGUGUCUCCUGCUUAUGAGAGUGUGCCAGAGGAGUUAAGCUAUGCAGCAGUGAAUUUCUCUGGGAGGAAAUCCAACAGACACAAGAGUGAACGAAGCACAGACACACAUGUAAUAUACUCCACUUCCAGAGGUUUCAAAUAA
This is a messenger RNA of Myxocyprinus asiaticus (Chinese sucker), 1062 nucleotides long. RefSeq lists its product as uncharacterized. Gene Ontology annotation, biological process: response to bacterium. Lineage: Eukaryota; Metazoa; Chordata; Actinopteri; Cypriniformes; Catostomidae. Bases 1 to 1062 code for a protein of 353 amino acids. The transcript has 5 exons. The record is from RefSeq and is a predicted model, not a curated record.